CUCCAGAGCCCUAGCCUGCCAGUAGCUGUUCCAGGUUCCGGCCCGGCCCAGUAUGACUUCCCUGCUGCCUGUCCACACCUUGCCCUUGACGAUGAUUUUGCUGGCUAUGCUGGCCCCUGGGGCUGCAGAAUUCAACAUCUCAAGCCUGUCUGGUCUACUGUCCCCAGCACUAGCACAGAGCCUGCUAGUUGCUUUGCCCCCUUGUCACCUUACAGGAGGCAAUGCCACGCUGAUGGUCCGGAGAGCCAAUGACAGCAAAGUGGUGAACUCCAGCUUUGUGGUCCCUCCAUGCCGAGGGCGCAGGGAGCUGGUGAGCGUGACGGACAGCGGGGCUGGCUUCACAGUCACUAGGCUGAGUGCGUACCAGGUGACAAACCUCGCGCCCGGAACCAGAUACUACAUUUCCUAUCGAGUGCAGAAGGGGGCAUCCACUGAGUCCAGCCGAGAGAUCCCGAUGUCCACGCUUCCUCGAAGGAAUAUGGAGUCUAUUGGGCUGGGAAUGGCCCGAACAGGGGGCAUGGUGGUCAUCACAGUGCUGCUGUCCGUCAGCAUGUUUGUGCUGGUCGUGGGCCUCAUCGUCACCCUGAUACUGGGUGCCCAGAAGUGAGGAAGGCUGUCCUGCACUGUGGGCUUCUCCAGGACUGUCCAUGUCCCCAGCAAGCCUCCCUCCAGGACUUGGCUACCACCUCUGGUU
Molecule: messenger RNA, 694 nt
Organism: Fukomys damarensis (Damara mole-rat)
Lineage: Eukaryota; Metazoa; Chordata; Mammalia; Rodentia; Bathyergidae
Gene: Upk2
Product: uroplakin 2
Exons: 5
Coding region: 53-607 (184 amino acids)
Biological process (GO): epithelial cell differentiation
Cellular component (GO): apical plasma membrane
Source: RefSeq, a predicted model, not a curated record